AUGUUUAAACUAUCAUUUAAAAGAGGAGCUUUAUUAUCUCGUUCAUCAAUUCCAUCAAUUCCAUCAAUUCCAUCAUUUAGAACAUAUUUAACUUCAUGGCCUGCUAUAUCAUCAUUACCUAGAUUAUUACCAGUAUUAACAAGAGACAUUAUUGAUUAUAAUUGGAUAAAUGAAGAAAAAUCAAUUAAUGAAUAUUUAAAAACAAAAGAAGAAUCAAAUAAAUAUAUAGUAACAAUAAAUGACCCAAAAAUUAAAGAUAAGACUUUGACAUUAAAAUAUUUAAAAUAUGAAAAUGCUUUAUUAGUUAAUAUUAAACAAAAUAUUAAUAAUUUAAAUAAAAAUAGUGAACUGAUUUAUCAAAGUUUAUUUGAACUGAAAUAUUAUUUUAAUCAACCAAUAAAUUACAAACAAAUUAAAGCUAAUAAUGAAAAAGAUGAAGGAAUUAUUGAAAUUACAAUACCAAAAUUACAAGAUUCAAAAGAAGAUGAAAAUAUAAUCAAUAUUCCUUUUAAGAGUUCACACUGUAGUAGUAAUAAUAGUAGUAAUAAUAAUAAUAAUAAUAAUAGUAGUAAUACUAAUAGUAAUAAGAAUAUUAAUUCGUAA
Messenger RNA from Insectozyma verbasci, 603 nucleotides. NCBI's taxonomy places the organism in Eukaryota, Fungi, Ascomycota, Pichiomycetes, Serinales, Debaryomycetaceae. The record is from the annotation of a GenBank genome assembly.